This is a messenger RNA of Podarcis raffonei (Aeolian wall lizard), 2172 nucleotides long. RefSeq names its product cholinergic receptor nicotinic epsilon subunit (gene CHRNE). Bases 662 to 2038 code for a protein of 458 amino acids. Lineage: Eukaryota; Metazoa; Chordata; Lepidosauria; Squamata; Lacertidae. Gene Ontology annotation, biological process: signal transduction; regulation of membrane potential; monoatomic ion transmembrane transport. Gene Ontology annotation, molecular function: transmembrane signaling receptor activity; acetylcholine-gated monoatomic cation-selective channel activity. The record is from RefSeq and is a predicted model, not a curated record. The transcript is spliced from 12 exons. Gene Ontology annotation, cellular component: postsynaptic membrane; synapse; neuron projection.
ACGACUCAACAACAACAAAAGUAAGAGAUGAACGAGGCAGCGGCAGCCCCGCUCCGGACUCGCUCAUGAUUCCCAGUUACCGGGUUCCGAAUUAUUCCGCUGCAAACAAGAAAAGACACGAGUUUCUGCUAAGAAUCCAGAUACGGGAGAAAUAGGAUUUAUCCGAGAAGGUGUUUCAUUUCCCUAACGAGGCAUGGUAACCCUAUGGGAUGUUAUCAUCACUGAUGCAGCCCAAGACACCAUUUCCUCUUGCCCAGAGGGGACACCCAGGAGAGUGUGGCUCCAGCCAGGAGGACUUCCUGACACACCUGGUCUGGAGGCUCCUCCCCCUGGGCGUGUCCAGGUAGAGGGGCGUGGCCCCGGCAGAUCCUGCAAAACGCAUCCUCCUCUUUUUUGCUCUCUUGCCAGCAGCGCAUGGCUCAUCCUCACAGAGUCUGGAAGUCACAAGGGAGAACGUCUUAGGCUUAGCUCAGACUUCUUUUCUCUGCAGAUUUAACUGGAACCACAAGACAAAUCCUGCCUUUCAGAUUUACUGCUGUGAGCAGAAUGGCUGCUGGAGGCCAACGAGGACCUCCGCCUCUACAAACACCUUUUCGACAACUACGACAAAGGGGCCCGGCCGGUGCGCAACGAGGGGGACGUGGUGGAGGUCAGCAUCAAGAUGACCUUAACCAACCUCAUCUCCCUGAACGAGAAGGAGGAGACCCUGACCACGAACGUCUGGAUUACACAUCAAUGGUUCGAUUACCGGCUGGAAUACAAGAGCGAGGACUAUGGCGGCAUCUCGGCGCUUCAGGUCCCCGCGGACAAGGUCUGGCUUCCAGACAUCGUGCUGGAAAACAACAUCGACGGGAAUUUCCAGGUGGCUUAUUUCUGCAACGUCCUGAUCUACCCUGGGGGGUCCAUCUUCUGGCUGCCCCCAGCCAUCUUCCGCAGCACCUGUGCCAUCGAAGUCACCUUCUUCCCCUUCGACUGGCAGAACUGCUCCCUCGUCUUCCGGUCCCAAUCGUACAACGCCAGGGAAGUGGUGCUUACAUUUGGGGGCGACGACCAGACCGGGGAGCCCGUGGAGGAGAUUGUGAUUGACCCAGAGGCUUUCACAGAGAAUGGGGAGUGGGCCAUUCAGCACCGGCCGGCCCGCAAGGCCCUGGCCCCCGUCUCCGGGGUGGAGGCCCCCGGCUUCUCGGAGAUGCGCUACUACCUCAUCAUCCAGCGCAAGCCCCUCUUCUACAUCAUCAACAUCAUCAUCCCCUGCGUCCUCAUCUCCUCGCUGGUGGUCCUGGUCUACUUCCUGCCUGCCGAAUCUGGAGGCCAGAAAAUCACCGUCAGCAUCUCUGUCCUGCUGGCCCAGACUGUCUUCUUGUUCCUCAUCGCCCAGAAGGUUCCGGAGACCUCGCUCAGCGUCCCCCUGAUCGGAAAGUACCUGCUGUUUGUGAUGGUGGUGGCCACCCUGAUUGUCACAAACUGCGUCAUCGUCCUCAACGUCUCCCUGCGCAGCCCCAGCACCCACACCAUGUCGCAGCGGCUGAAGCACGUCUUCUUGGAGCUCCUUCCACGCUACCUGGGCUCCAGCUUGGAGCCGGCGGAAGAAGACCCCUGGGACGCCCCCCGCCCUCGACGGCGCAGCUCCUUCGGGGUGAUCCUGAAGGCGGAGGAGUAUAUCUUGAAGAAGCCUCGAAGCGAGAUCCUCUUUGAGCGCCAGGGAAAGCGCCACGGGCUCCAGAGGGUGCCAGGAUACAGCACGGCUUACGGCCUGGACGUGGGGGGGACCAGCACCCUUUACAAGAACCUGGCAAGUCUAGCCCCCGAAAUCAAGGGAUGUGUGGACGCCUGCAACUUCAUUGCCGAGAGCACCAGGGAACAGAGCGCGGACAGUGCGGAGAUGGAGAACUGGGUGCUGAUCGGGAAAGUGAUUGACAAGAUGUGCUUCUGGGCAGCCAUGGCCCUCUUCGCCAUCGGAACCCUCGCCAUCUUCGCCAUGGGGCAACUCAACGCCGCGCCAAGCAACCCCUUCCCGGGAGAGGAGCUCCAGAAGUAGGAGCACUGCGCAUGAAUCAGCCCCGGGGUGUGUGUGGCACAGGGAGCUCCUCUCUGUGGCUCCAGGGGACCUCUGGGGUCUCCCAGCUGCUUGACCUGAAUUUUGUGUCCUGCACCCCAACAAGCAGGUCUGAA